AUGUCGGAAUUGACUGAACCCCAUCUUCAUCACCAUGUACAAAUCAAGGAGUCAAUUCUUGUGGGAAAAGCAUUACUAAACUUUACCACAUUUUUUGUGACCCUUGGGAUUUUAGUAAUGGGGUUUGAACAAUCUGUUUACGCCCCCAUUAUUACUAACAAGUAUUUCAAAGAAUAUUAUCAUAAUCCUACACCAACAGAAAUUGGGUUUAUGAUUGCUAUUUUAGAGAUUGGAGCACUAUUUUCAUCAAUUAUUGCCGGCAAAGUUGGUGAUUUAGUUGGAAGAAAACGGGCCACUCGUUAUGGAGCAGUAUUUUUCUAUAUUGGGGGAUUUAUUCAAUGUAUUUCACCUAAUAUGUUUAUUUUAUGUAUUGGUAGAUUACUUGGUGGGUUUGGUAUUGGAUUCUUAACCACUGUUGUUCCAAUGUUUCAAUCGGAAAUUAGUCCGGCAGAAGCUCGUGGAUUUUAUGCCUGUGUUGAAUUUACUGGGAAUAUUAUUGGUUAUGCCAUUGGUAUUUGGUUAGAUUAUGCCUUUUCUUACCUUGAAAGUGAUUAUAGUUGGAAGGCACCUUUGAUUAUACAAUUCUUAUUAGGAGUUGUGUUAUGGUUAGGUACUUUUAUUGUUGUUGAAACUCCAAGAUGGUUAUUGAAUCAUGAUCAUGAUUUAGAAGGAAUGAUCGUCAUUGCCGAUUUAUACGCCGAUGGUGACGUUGAAGAUGAUCACGCAAUGAGUGAAUAUAGAAACAUUAAGGAAUCAGUAUUGAUUGAUAGAAUUGAAGGUGGUGAAAGAUCAUAUGAAUACUUGUUCAAGCGUUAUGCUAAAAGAUUAUCGGUGGCUUGCUUUGGAUUAAUGUUUGCUCAAUUAAAUGGGAUCAAUCUUAUUUCAUAUUAUGCCCCUAUGAUUUUUGAAGAAGCUGGUUGGGUCGGUAGACAAGCAGUGUUUAUGACAGGUAUUAAUGGUAUCAUUUAUGUCAUAAGUACUAUUCCUCCAUGGUAUUUGGUUGAUUCUUGGGGCAGAAAACCAUUGUUGAUGAGUGGAGCUUUAAUCAUGGGUAUUCCAUUUUGUAUCGCUGGUUAUUCCCUUUCUCUAAACAAUGAAUAUACUUCCACCAUCGUGGUUACAAGCAUUAUUAUUUCUAAUUUUGGUUUCGGGUUUUCUUGGGGUGGUAUUGGUUGGUUAUUGCCCGCUGAAGUAUUACCAUUAUCUGUUCGUUCAAAAGGUGCUGCCUUAGCAACAGCAACUAAUUGGUUUUCUAAUUUUGUUGUGGGGUUGGCAUCGCCUAUUUUAUUAGAUCAAAUUAAAUGGAAAACUUAUUUCAUCCCUGCUGUUUCAUGUUUUAUUUCGUUUUUCGCGGUUUGGUAUUUAUUCCCAGAAACAAAAGGUUUAUCGUUGGAAGAAAUGGGUUCAGUUUUUGAUGAUAAAUCAUCCAUAUUCUCUCACCAUGCUUCUGGAAGUGUUGGUGGAAGUAGUAGUAGUAGUAUCUUCAAUUAUGGUGCAACUGCUGAAUCCAAUAGAAGAACAUCAAUAACCAAUGAUUCAACCCCUGCAAUAGCAGGUUCAGUAUCCGGAGCCAUUGAUUCAAUUCAUCAAUCAGCAGCAUCAAUGGCAAGAAACCCCACUAGCAACAGUAAUCAACAAUUGGAUGGAAUUAUCACUGGGGCCGCACCACCUCCAAUGCCUACCAGUAUCGCUGCUACCACUACAAAUAACAUCAAACCAGUCAAAUCAGAUACAGCUGAUGCUCUCUCAUUGGAUUCGGGAUUUGGUGGUUCCCAAUCAGAUAUUGUUCAAGAAAUCGAACCACCUUCAUUGGAAGAAAUUCUUAAGUAUAAAGUUCAAAAACAAGCUGAACCUAAUGCAUUUAUUGCUACAUUCCAUUGGUUAUUUUCGAAAAAGGGUCAUACCAAUGAUGAAGAAAGUAGAUUAUUACAACAAUAG
Molecule: messenger RNA, 1938 nt
Organism: Candida dubliniensis CD36
Lineage: Eukaryota; Fungi; Ascomycota; Pichiomycetes; Serinales; Debaryomycetaceae
Gene: HGT3
Product: Hgt3p
Exons: 1
Coding region: 1-1938 (645 amino acids)
Biological process (GO): carbohydrate transport; transmembrane transport
Cellular component (GO): membrane
Molecular function (GO): carbohydrate:proton symporter activity
Source: RefSeq, a predicted model, not a curated record